This is a messenger RNA of Salvia hispanica, 2730 nucleotides long. RefSeq names its product ARID/BRIGHT DNA-binding, ELM2 domain and myb-like DNA-binding domain-containing protein. Gene Ontology annotation, molecular function: DNA binding. The record is from RefSeq and is a predicted model, not a curated record. Lineage: Eukaryota; Viridiplantae; Streptophyta; Magnoliopsida; Lamiales; Lamiaceae.
UAAGAAAUCAUCUAAAAAUCGACUUCCUCCUAAAUAAUCUUCUUUGUUUCGUCAACAAUGAAAUACCUUUCCUUAAAAUUCGCCUGAUUUCCAUAAUUGGUAGCCUGAUUUGAUUCUUCCUAUCUGGUCAACAACUCAAUCACUGCUGUCAUGACACCUGAAAAAAUUGGCAGUAAAUUGCCGCAGGGUUUAUUAUACAUCGUCUUGCAAUGCUCACUGGAUUAUACCUCCAUUGCCGUUGAAGCUGAAAACAAGAUAAAAGAAAGUUUUGGACUAGGUCAGAGGGAAAGGGGUUAACCGGGAAAUGGUUAAGUUGCGAGAUGACACAGAUGGAAAUAAUGGUGGCGGUAACUUUGGUGAUGGAAAUGAUAUGAAAACAUUUAGGUUUGCUUUUGAUCUCAAUUUUCAGAUAGAGAAGUACCGUUUCGAUUCUUGUAAGCAUAGACUAAGGGGUUUGUUUGAUCAAGUCGUGGUUGCCUUUUUGAGAGAUAAGUCUGCUGGAAAAUUUCAUAGGCCUAUUCCAGCAUUCUGUGGUGAAGGGCAGCCAGUGGAUUUGUUUAAACUUUUUUGGCUUGUGAGGAAAUUUGGUGGAUACGAUGCCGUUACAAGAAAUAACUUGUGGGGUUUCGUUUCGGAUGAAUGUGGACUAGGACGUGGUGUGAUUGCAUCCCUUAAGUUGAUUUAUAUGAAUUAUUUGAACGAACUGGAUCAAUGGCUGCAACGAGUGUUUAGCAACAGAGUGUUGGAGGAUGACCAUUGUGGAUUUAUUCAGAAACUGGAUUUAUUGUCUCGGGAGUUGGAAAUCAGGUUCAAGGGUAUGUUGCCAAACAAGCAAGAGCAAGAGCAAGAGCAGCUAGGGGAAGUUGCUACAUUUGGUGGAGAGGCAAAUGACAGGUCUCAUAUCAUGAUUGAUGAUUUUGCUUCAUCAGCGAAUAAUGCAGCAGCGAAGAUCAUGAACGAACCAAAUGGUGUUUCUAGAGGACAAGUUGAUGAUGAUGGUGACAUCAUAGGAUCUGCCAAGAAACUCAUUGACGACAUUACCAAUAAGGUCCUAAAUCAUAGAGAAACUACAAUUUCUGUUAUUGAAAAUGAUUAUGAAAGUUCUUCUGCCCUUGAAAACAGUGGAUCUUGUACAUCUUCCAAAAAAGUUAACAAUGUCAACUGUAGAAAACCCAAUGGUUUUGAAAAAAUUCCUGAUGGAGAAGAGAGAUUCAGAGCUCAACUGAGUAUUGAUGAUAAGAUUACGCCCAAAAUUGAUGCUGGAAAUGUGCUGGCUUCUCGUAAGAGGAAACAAGAAUCUCAUUCUUUUUCCGGUAUGCUGGAGUGGUUGAUCCACACUGCAAAACAUUCAGGUGAUCCUUCCGUUGGGUCGGUUCCUGAAUGUUCCAAGUGGGGUGACAGGAAUGGAGAAUUCUGGGCUGAAGCCCUGUUAGUUCGAGAUGCAUUGCUGAUAAAAAGGCAUGCUAGUAAAGCUGCUGGUGAAGUCCUCCAAAAGGAUCAGCAGAAAAAGCCAAGGAUGCUUCCCUCAAUGUACGAGGAUGAUGUUAUCGACCACCAAACUACAGAAAAACUAAGAUAUAGCAGGAGGAAACCCGUGAUUAAACCUCCCUCGUGUUCAUGCUGCCCUUCUUCUGCAGCCCCUCAUAGUCAUCGAGAAGCAGAUGUGGCUAGGCCCAAAGAACCAUCUGAAGCAGCUGCUACAAUCGUUAAGGAGCAGCCUCUAAAUAUGAAUGAUCACAAGUCCUGUGAUGUGCCAGCUGAGAGGGAAGUCCCCAUUGGUCCUUGUUUUCAAGCACAAGUUCCACAAUGGACUGGUACUGCUUCCGAUAGUGAUUCCAAGUGGCUGGGCACAAGAAUGUGGCCUCCAGAAGGUGGUAAAACUAACUUUACUGUUAAACUGGAUCCAAUUGGGAAAGGAAGGCAACAUCGGUGCAGUUGCUCGUUUCCAGAAUCUGUUGAAUGUGUUAGGUUUCAUAUUGCUGAGAAGAGGUUAAAGCUAAAGCAAGAACUCGGCUCAUUGUUCUACCGUUGGCGAUUCAACCUCAUGGGAGAGGAGGUUUCACUUUCUUGGAGUGAACAGGAGGAGGGGAUAUUCAAGGAUAAUAUGAAGUCGUAUGCUGCUUUCUCAAACAAGUUCUGGAACAAUUCCUGGAGGUUCUUGCCUUCGAAAUCGAGGGAGAAAUUGGUUAGCUAUUACUUCAAUGUCUACCUCGUCCAGCGUAGAAGCUAUCAGAACCGGGUAAGUCCAAGAGAUGUUGAUAGCGAUGAUGACGAAAAAGUUUGUGGUUCAAUUGGUGGCAGUUUCGGCCAUAAAGCACUUUAUAUACCUAGACCUAGUUCAGUUUCGUGUGCCCUGAACACGGAGUCGACUGAAUUUGUGUAGUCCAAUUACAAGGUUGUCUAAGUUAUGGUUUUGGAGCUUAUAUGCAAGGGGAAGUUCCAACAAUUUUGGGUGGCGGUUGUAAAUCAAGUUUUGGUUGGUUUGUAAAUAGCCUUGCAGUCAAGCCAGGAUAACAAGUUUCGGUUUGACCUACUUCUCGAUAGCAAGGACUUGUUUUCUCUCAUGCUAGCUCUUGAUUUUUCUGUAUCACAUAACCAUAUCUGCCUUUAAUAACCAAAGCUGAAAAUGUGUUCAUUUUGGGAAGUCUUGUGUUAGAUACGAUUUGAAUCUGAAUACAUUCAAUUGCAUACAAGUGAAUACUACAAAUAUGUCAAAUUUGACUUCUUGCA